Molecule: messenger RNA, 4923 nt
Organism: Coregonus clupeaformis (lake whitefish)
Lineage: Eukaryota; Metazoa; Chordata; Actinopteri; Salmoniformes; Salmonidae
Gene: tmem201
Product: transmembrane protein 201
Exons: 11
Coding region: 132-2117 (661 amino acids)
Biological process (GO): nuclear migration along microtubule
Cellular component (GO): nuclear inner membrane
Molecular function (GO): actin filament binding; lamin binding
Source: RefSeq, a predicted model, not a curated record
AACCUCUUUCCUUUCUGAAAGAGGUCAAUUAGGAGUUUGCGGCGUGCAUGCUCGAUACAUGUCUAGAAAAAUAAACACUAGCUGCUAUACACUUCUGUUUUAGCUAACUUGCUGCCAAACACUGGGAAGAAAUGGAGGCGUUCAACCAGCUGCUCUUGGAAUAUCCUCAAUUCAUGUACGGAGGAGCCGGAGCAACGGUCUUUAUGGCUGGGGGAGCUCUGAUUUACAAAAUUGCAACAAGAAAGAAACCCACACAUGUCAACGUGAAUUGCUGGUUCUGCAACCAGGACUCAGUGGUCCCAUAUGGAAACAGAAACUGCUGGGAUUGCCCCAACUGUGAGCAGUACAAUGGCUUCCAGGAGAAUGGAGACUACAACAAACCUAUUCCUGCUCAAUUCUCGGAGCAUCUGAACCAUGGCGUGUCUGCCGGCGUGCCCUUGCCUGAGACACCAAAAACGCUGCAGUGGGUCAACUGUCAGAUGCUGUUGUGUAAAAAAUGCAACAACAACCAGACCGUCAAGAUCAAGCAGUUGGCCUCAUUCACCCCAAGGGAAGAUGAGAACUAUGAUGAGGAGAUUGAGGUGUAUAAGCACCACGUGGAGCAGACCUACAAGUUGUGCAGACCCUGUCAGACGGCCGUGGAGUACUACAUCAAGCACCAGAACCGCCAGCUCCGGGCCGUGCUCUUCAGCCACCAGCUCAGACGCAGCAGAGACUGUGACAAAGCCUUCGUAAAGAGCUCCUACUCCUUCAGCACACCAGUUGGAGUGAUAUUGCUUCGUGUCCUGGCGUUUUUCACCUGUGCCUUCCUAGUUGCAACAGCACUGUAUGGCUCUGGGGACCAAACUGCACCCGCUGGUGCACCCCAAACACUAAGCGGAGGGAUCAUCCCUCCAAAGCCUGCUCCCUGCAAUGAAUCGACUCCCAAAAACGGCAGCAGCGAGGCUGGACAGGUGUGGAAAGACCUGCUGGAGCUGCUUCCAGUGGAGGCCGUAGAGAAUGCAAAGCUUGUCUGGCAGUAUGGAAGGAACCACCAGAUGGCUGUGGUCUCCAUUGGCCUGCUGACCUGUAUCACUGGUGUCUGUCUAGGAGGACAGGUCAGAUUGAGGCGAAUUGAUGCCGUGGCCUCUGUCCUGUGGUUCCUGGUCUUGUGCCUGUACUUGGUGGAGAGAUACCUGAAAGCUGAUGUCUCAAGCUGGCUGGAUACAGUCAAACUCGGCACCACCUCCUUAUGUUGCCUGGUUGGCUUUGCCGCUGCCGUGGCAACACGCAAAUCCAUGGGCCCUAGAAGAGCGAGAGGUCGAAGGUACCUUUCAGGUAGCUCUGUGGACUCGCUGUACGGUGGCCAGGCUCCCCUGCUCUCUCCCAUCUCCCCUGGCUCCUCCUCUACCUUCAUCCCCACUCCACCCCCAAACCUCUCCCAGCUCAUCAAUCGACAGCAGAGCCCCCGAGAACGCAAAGCCUCUCCCUCUUCCCUGCCCGGUCGCCUCAACCGAGCCCUGUACCUCGGCACCAUCCCAUCCCUCGCCAGAACAGAUUCCGGCUACCUGUUCAGUGGAAGUAGGCCACCUUCACAGUGCAAAGACUCCCCACCUUCAGAUUAUUUCUCCCUGAAGUCUGGGAGCCGUCCGUCAUCCCCAGGCCCCUCCCCGACCCCCUCGGUGGCCGGCUCAGUCACGUCGAGCUCCAGCUCUCGCCACCGCCGCCCACUCAUCAGCCCAGCAAGACUCAACAUCAGUGGACAGAAACUCCGCCUCUUCUCAUCUGACACAGAGCCCCAGCCCCCACCAACCCCGACGCUGCCAAACCACUUCUCAGCAGAGCCCGCCCCUUUUCACAGCGGAAGCUUCCAUCUGCCAGACGUAUCCCCGUACCACAGUAGUAAUGACUUGAGCUCCUUGCUGAUGGAAGGCAGUGUAAUCUCAGAAGAGCACGAGAAGAGACGGGGCAGCUCCUCGGGCUCCUCAGCCUGUAUGGUGGACACCACCACAGGAGGCAUGGACAGCACCCCCGGAUGGAAAGGUCUCUUGGAUCGCUCUCUUUGGCCGGGCCUCCUCCUUGCGAGCCUGAGCGCCAACUUGUUCUUCACCUCCCUCUACCUGUAUCGCAACUGGUGAGCCACACCUGGGUCCUUCACAACCUGUAUAAAAAUGUAUAAUGUCGCACUCUAUAUAUGCUCCCAACCAUUUAAUGGGAGUAUGAUAUGUGCAAGCUAAUAAGCUGUGGACAGAAUAUGUUCAUCAGCGUUUUAAGAUAAGAAAUCCAGUGGGCAUCCCUCUGUAGCUGUAGGGUCUCGAUGUUACCUCUUCCUUGUUAGAGUAAGCUGCUCGAUACGAUGUAUUUGAGGGGGCGAUAGGAUGGUUAGCUUCAACAAAGUGAGCCGCUACUGGGUAGCGAGUGUUCUUACACCUGAUUGAGCUGUGGUGUUCAGCUAUUUGUUGUUUUAAUUUUCUGCAGGAACAACAUUUGUAUGUCACAUUUGGAAUGGGUUAUUUUGUCCAACGUAAGCUUUCCCACACGAACAGGGGAUGAGAUGACACCACUAACAGAAAUGUUCCAGCCUGUAUGUGGGUGAAGGAUGUUUAUGUAGUGCUGUUGCAUUGUCUGCAGGAACAACAUUUGAAUGUCCCAUUUGGAAUGGGUGCCAAGAAUGUUUGAGUGCGCUUAGGGGCAGGUCAGAUCUCAUAAGGCUCUCGACAAUGUUGCGGCCACGCUUGUAGACCACCGGGAGGGUUCCUUCACAACCUGUGACAUCACUCGACAUGGUCCUAAGACAGACAGCAGUACAGGGUGAGUCAUCCUUUCCCCUCUCUGGCUAUUUGUGUUCGCAGCUCAGCCAAAGACACUCGCAAAUGCAUCUUGCCAUAUGUCCAAGCUAGGGCUGGGAAUUGCCAGGGACCUCACGAUAUGAUAUUAUCACAAUACUAUGUAUUGCGACUCUCAAUUAUAUAUGUAUUGCAAUUCGAUAUUGCGAUUCGAUGUUCCAAACAUAUUGCUCACCAUGUCUGCUGCAGAGGGACAAGAGCCAUGAGAAAAUGAGUUUUGAUCAGUCAUGGAAAUAAAAGUGCUGAAAACAUGUUGGCUCACCAUUUAAAAAGAUGGAUAACAAGCUAGAGAAGGAGAAAUAAUGUUAAUUAUAAUAAUAUAUAUUUUAGAAUUGAUACUUAGUCAUAGAAUCAAUACAAUAUUGUAAAAAAUAACAUUGUGAUACUACUGUAUCUAUUUUUACCCCACACCAUCAUUUAUUUUCGUCUAUAGAGUUACGCUACGCAUAGACAACAAUGCCAUCUUACUUGACCUGGCCUCGUAAUGUAAUAUUUAAGGUAGUUCCAGCUGGUAUAAAUAUCUAACUCCUUAAAAUGUAUCAACAUGAACAACUGAGCAUGUUAAAGUAACUCUUAAAUUGAAAAAAGUUCAACUUGCUUGGCACUGUUGUAUUUAUUUAGGGAAUUAUGAUUGUAUUUUAAUUUUUUUACACUUUGGUCAUGCUGUGAAAUGUGCAAUAGACAUGUAUUGUUGAUACACGCAUGUUAUACACACGUCUCAUUUAUGUUUCCGAAAAUGUCAGACAGGGUCUGAAUGGUGACGGGAUGGGUUUGAGAAACUCAUAGAAUGUGUGUUCACUGAAGGACUAGGCCUAUACAUCUUAAUGAUAACAAAUGGAAAAUGUUCAUAUUUUCUUUCCACUUUGAGCCGAUUCAUGCUGGGGUGAUACAGUACACAGUUUGAUAAGGACGUAUGAUAUCUAUACCAUUGGAUUGCGGCGGCGUAUAAUUUCUAUAAAGGCAAUGUCCACUGUUGCUCUAUGUCUUUAUACGAGUGAGCACACUUGAUUGGUGGGUUCGUCUUAGGUUAUUUUGUAUUAAUAUGAUUUAGAGCUUGAUUGACUGUCCUUUAAGACAACAGAAUGCAUAAACACUACCUUGACUUUCAAAUCAUAACUAUUGUAAUUAAGGACUAAUAAGUGCAUCUAAUUAUCCAUGUUGCGUGAUGAAUGGUUCUGUGCUUUGCAAUGAAUGUUUUAUAUUUGUGCAGAUUACAAUGGAUUGGUACUUACUUGCUUGUCAAGAUCAGCUAUCAAAGAUUUCCAUUUUGUUACACAAAAAUGUCAAAUGGAAGGAUUGUUUUUUUUUUACAUUCUCCAUAACUGAAUUGUUAUCUUGACUGUAGAAAAACACUUUCUGAAAAAACAAAUACACGUCUGGCUAACUGCAUAGUGUUGUAAGUUUGUAGGGAAAAGUGUUUAUCAUGUAAUAUAAUGUACGGUAAUUUGUAUCUCUGAAAAAGCCAUAGUCAAAAAUAAAGCAUUUGGAGUGCUUGUUUGGACUUAGACUCAGAAAAGUGCUCGCCCUGCUCUCGUUUAUAAACCAAAAGCACUGAUAUUGAUAUAAUUGUAAGAAUAUAUAUUUUUGUCAGAAAAAUAGUUUACAUGAUUAUUGAGAUGUCAAGUCCUUACAAAUACUUAUUCUGCCUCCAAGCUAAAAAGGAUGUUGACAUGUCAUGAACACCUCAUCUUGGAAUUGUGGUUGCACUCAAUAUUUAAUUUAAUGACAUUGAAUUAUGUUGCUAUUUGUAUAGCAUAAAAGUUAUUGGUCUAAAAUGACCAAAAUGAACAAUUGUACAUGCUAAAUCAUCUGUUCCUUGUUAUUUUAGUCUGUCAAGUUGAUCAAUAUUUGCCAUUUCUUCCCAUUCUUAGUUUGGAAGGAACUAUGGACUAUUAUUCAAUUUUCUUACAUCUUAAGGUGUAACUUUAACUUACUAAUGUGUUUGAUUUUACAGUGUGACAGUAACAAUGCAAUGUCGGGUUGUUGAAUUUUUCACUUAGUUAUCUAUUGUCAGUAUUUGGACUCUACACAUCAGUGUGUUUGACUUUUGCUGUUUUGCUGUGAUGCCUAGGAUUCACUUCAAUAAAUUAUUUGUCUA